AGUACCGCUUUGUUUCAUUGCUACUCACCAAGUGUAACCGCUCACUCACUUCAGUACACAAUGCAGUGGCUCCCAAUUACUGCUCUACUUUUGAUCACAGCUGCUUGUACUGAAGGUACAGGGUAUCGGUACAAGCACAGGUACAUGUACCAUGGAUCAAUAUGGGGCAAACUGAUGUGCAGGAUCGGACUAUGCAAAGCAAUGUGCAGAGCAGAGAAUGACACAUGUGGAAACAAUCAGCAGUGCUGUGGAGAUGGCAUCUGCCAGAUGGGAACGUGUAAAACACCAGAGCCGGGCACAGAGGGCUCUGGAUGCCAGUCGGAUGCCGACUGUAACAAAACCCUUUGCUGUGCCAAACGCCAUCAGAAAGGAUACUACUAUAGCAGUAGCCACGUUUGCACGAAGUUGAGGACAGCAGGACAAGUUUGCUACCCGAUAGAAGACAACUGUACUGUACACUACCAGUGCCCAUGCGCUCAAGAGCUGACAUGCUCAACAAACAGGUUCUCUACGACUACAAGGUACUACAGGAGUUAUUACGGGUACAAACAAAUGAAAGUAAUCACAAAGAGUAGAUGUAUGGAGGUAAUGCCUAAGACAACUGAUCCCCCAACUACAGAAGCUGUUACAAGAGACACGAAUACCAUAACAAUAUCUCCAGCCGAAGUAAGCGGUGAACCAGAGGAACCGAUUGAGCUUGAACAGGAGCCUGCCCAAGGUAAUGGUGACGAGCAGGAAAAACGAAAAGUGGAUGGCAAGAAAAAAGAGAAAAAAGAGAAAAAGCCAAAAGGAAAAAAAGAGAAAAAAGAAAAAAAGCCAAAACCAGAAAAGGGUAGAAGAGGAUGAAAUUAAAGAAGACUGAAACAGUGAAGACAAGGCAUGCAGAUACUGAGUGAAGUGGUAGACACUUUCAUGUGCUAUCAGUAGUGUAGUAUGAGUAGAUCAGUGUGUCUGUACGUAGUUGUCUGCAUAGACUGUAGUUUCAACUGAAUAUUAAGACA
Messenger RNA from Corticium candelabrum, 1001 nucleotides. RefSeq lists its product as uncharacterized. Gene Ontology annotation, biological process: negative regulation of canonical Wnt signaling pathway. Gene Ontology annotation, molecular function: receptor antagonist activity; co-receptor binding. The record is from RefSeq and is a predicted model, not a curated record. Bases 61 to 846 code for a protein of 261 amino acids. The transcript has 4 exons. Lineage: Eukaryota; Metazoa; Porifera; Homoscleromorpha; Homosclerophorida; Plakinidae.